GUCACGUACCGCCAGCGCUUGGACAUGUACACCCACGCGGAAACAGCCGUCUUUGCGCAGGCUCUGCGCAUGCUUCCCCGGAAUCUACAUGGUACUUAUAUCACCCUGGCUCGAUCUCACUCCAACUCACCCCAAAAACCACUGUGCACAGAUUAUAUUCAUCCAACAUGUCGACGACCACCCCCGAGCCCACCCUCAUUACCACUUUCAAAGCUGCUGACCCUCCGUUCGAUGACACCGAUGCAGACAUCGUUCUCCGUUCCUCCGACAACGUCGAUUUCUACGUCCACAAAUGGCCCUUAUCCAGGGCCUCUUCCGUAUUCAAAGACAUGUUUUCCAUCCCUUCCUCAUACGACUCUUUCAAUGCCGACAAUGUCAAAGACGGUCUUCCCGUUGUGCGUGUCACGGAAGAUCGUCAAACGCUGGACAUCGUUCUGCGACUCUGCUACCCGAGAGACCAGCAGACCCUCACCCUCGAUGUACCGUCCAUUCGACAGCUGCUUCCGGCUCUCGAAAAGUACGAGAUGCUCAAAGACAUGACUGGGAUCCUUAAACCGAUGAUGUUGGCCGCUGCCAAAACGGACAGUCGCGCAAUGUAUGCUAUUGCUUGUCGAUAUCAGAUGCUCAAACUCGCGAAUCGCAUCGCGGUCUUAUCGCGCAGGCUCCUAUCCGAUGUCAGUUUCCCUUCCACCAUCGAUUUCUUCAGUAAAGGAGACUUGCAGUCUAUAUCAGGCCAUCAUCUCUGUCAGUUCCUCAUGUUCCAUCAACAAAGCUCCUCUGCCGCUUCCAGAGCUGUUCGUUCCGACUGGAGCGUUUUUGCAAUGUUUUCUAGAUCCGUCAGUCAAAACCCACCCUGUUACUGUUCUCAGGUGGAUUUCGCGACUACAAAAGGUGCAUUUCAUGGCCCAGAGUGGCUCUUGACAUAUUGCAAGCAAUGUGAAGAGAAUCUGAGAUCAAGGCCCCAUUGUGAGGUGGUUAUGGAGAAGGAGCUCAUCACUGAUAUGUGUGUAGCAGCAGCACAAUGCGAUGCUUGUCGGCCCCGAGCACGCAGGAUACACACUUUCUGUAAAAAAAUGAUGGGAGGUGUCAGACGUGCCCUUGAAAGUGUUCCUCUUCCCUUUCCGGAGGCCGAGUCCAAGGAGUAGAGGCAGAGCCUGAUUGUGAUGGACAUUCACGGCGCUUGUGUUUUCAGAUCGUGCGUCUAUGCGUCCCAACUCUUCUUGAAUAGUUCGUUCCGUACAGUUCCACUGUAUGCCAAUUGUUGAAUUGUUAUGGAAUGUGUCGUCAAUUUUGUCAUU
Messenger RNA from Heterobasidion irregulare TC 32-1, 1298 nucleotides. RefSeq lists its product as uncharacterized. Bases 168 to 1145 code for a protein of 325 amino acids. Lineage: Eukaryota; Fungi; Basidiomycota; Agaricomycetes; Russulales; Bondarzewiaceae. Gene Ontology annotation, molecular function: protein binding. The transcript has 4 exons. The record is from RefSeq and is a predicted model, not a curated record.